Molecule: messenger RNA, 2476 nt
Organism: Mugil cephalus (flathead mullet)
Lineage: Eukaryota; Metazoa; Chordata; Actinopteri; Mugiliformes; Mugilidae
Product: Golgi reassembly-stacking protein 2-like
Exons: 10
Coding region: 117-1427 (436 amino acids)
Biological process (GO): Golgi organization
Cellular component (GO): Golgi apparatus
Molecular function (GO): protein binding
Source: RefSeq, a predicted model, not a curated record
CGCAUCACUGGUCAUUUGGCGACGUGUACCCGGUGUGUGGAAGCGUCCGGGCAUCUCACCUCUGCAGGGUAAACAAGCUGCCAUAAAAACCCAAACGGCCUUAAAACAGCGAGACCAUGGGAGGAUCGCAGAGCGUGGAGAUACCGGGGGGAGGCUCAGAGGGCUACCACGUCCUCCGGGUUCAGGAGAACUCGCCUGGACACCGAGCAGGACUGGAGCCUUUCUUCGACUUCAUCGUCUCCAUCAAUAACACCAGACUGAACAAAGACAACGACACCUUGAAGGACUUGCUCAAAGCCAGCGUGGAGAAACCAGUCAAGAUGCUGGUUUACUCCUCAAAGACCCUGGAGCUGCGGGAGUCCACGGUGACGCCCAGCAACCUGUGGGGGGGCCAGGGUCUGCUCGGUGUGUCGAUUCGCUUCUGCAGCUUUGAGGGGGCCAAUGAGAAUGUUUGGCACGUGCUGGAAGUGGAGCCUAACUCUCCAGCGGCCCUCGCUGGCUUGCGGCCGCACACUGACUACAUCAUCGGAGCGGACACAGUUAUGAAUGAGACCGAGGACCUUUUCUCUCUGAUAGAGAGCCACGAGGGGAAGGGUCUGAAGCUCUAUGUGUACAACACAGACACAGACAACUGCCGAGAGGUGGUCAUCACACCAAACAGUGCCUGGGGAGGAGAGGGCAGCCUUGGGUGUGGCAUCGGCUACGGAUACCUCCACAGGAUCCCCACCCGGCCUUUUGAGGAGGGGAAGAAGAUCAGCUUCCCUGGAAACUCUCCCAGUGAACCUGUCAGUCCGCUGAAGGAUGGAUUCACCGAGGUCCAGCUCUCAGCGGUGACCCCCCCCACCACCGCGUCCGCUGUCCCACCUGGACUCGAAGACUCCCUCUCCAGCCUGUCCAUCAGCUCAGCCCCGCCCACCAUGCCCAGCGAGCUGCAGACGGGUUUGCCUACUGUCCCUCUGCUGCCCUCUUCCACGAAUCCCUCCCUCAGCCCCCUCGCUCCGCUCAAUCCUGCUGCCGCUAGCUUCAACCCCGCCACCACGCUACCAGGGCUGAUGCCUCUCCCAGGCGGCUUACCUCCACUCCCUCACCUUCCCAACCUGAACCUGCCACUCCCAGACCUCAGUGCCGUGUCACUACCGGGCGCCGGCGCCUUACCAGCAGGAACCACAGUCCCAUCUCUGGCACCACUCCCACCCCUGAACAUACCCGGUCUGGCCCCGUUGCCCCCUCUGCCCACCAUGCUGCCCUCCCAGUUGCCUCCUCUUCUCUCUCAGGGCGUGACCCCCCUCCUGCCCACCUCCACCUCCGCCCCCGCAGCCUCCGUCACAGUCACAGCUGCGCCCGCGGCCGACGUCACAGCCCCCACAGAUGCUCUCCCCGCCAACACGGAAUCCCUCGCCCCUACGGAAACGACGACGUCGUCGUAAUGUGGGACACGACGUAAUCGCCAUCAAACAAAAACACACCUGGUUUCUCUCUUUCUCCCAUCUGUCUUUCUGUGUGUGUGUGUGUUUUUUUUUUUUUUUUUAUUUAUUUGGCCGAGAGGGACAAGCAGACAGACGCUACAGUUCAGACACAUGGGUCAGCACACUCCGGUUAGUGGUCAGGAAGCUUGUGUGGAUGGACGAGGGAUGUGAAGAGUGGGGGACGGGGGUGGACCGGUCUGACCAUCGUGUCUGCGUUGCCACAUUGUCAUUAGGCUGAGGAAAUGGUAGCACUGCAGCUUGUCUGAGCUACUGUAUGAUGAGGAUGAGGUCUACUCUUCGUUUGUAGUUUGCUUUGCACUUCAGCGGUUACAGUGAGGCAAAGAAAUGAUUUCCCCCUUUCUGAUCUGGAAAUGCUCCGUUUCAAUUCUGUUUUUAUAACCAGUGGAUGUUAAUGGAGCUGGGCGAUAAACACAAUUUACUGAAUCCUACAUAAUUCAGAUGAGGGCAGCAGUUAUAUAACUUGUGGUGUUAGAAGAAAUCCAGAGAUUAAUAUUAAAAUUUAAACUUGAUUAUGACUUCAUCGAGGUUUAGACUUUGUCUUAUCAUCCAGCUCUAAAAUAUAACCUUUAUAUUAGUUACUAGACCCCUGACCUGUAGGUUAUUUGAUUCAUUUUUGUUGAAAUUGCUGUAUGUCUCCACCCAAUGAAUGAACCUGCAUUAUUUUGCACCAGCUUUGUGUUUUGAAAUGAUUAGUCUCCCUGUAUGUAUCCAUGUAUAUCCGGAACUCUAUAGUAAACACCAUCUCAGCCACACAGUCGAUACCAGCCUGAGGGCCAUGCCAGAGGAGACACACGAGCCACUGAGCGGAGUGUUGGGUGACUGAGUUUAGGCUGAAACAUGGCCGCGAGGUUAUUGAUUACACAGCUCAGCCUCAGUCGAUGGCAUCGGUUGGCAGUGCUGUAGUACAGCCACAAGGUGUCACUGUUACUGAACCUUCUGAAAUCAUCUACAGUAUGCACAGUGCAAGCAAUAAAGCCAAAUGAAUUUUA